Molecule: messenger RNA, 1630 nt
Organism: Frankliniella occidentalis (western flower thrips)
Lineage: Eukaryota; Metazoa; Arthropoda; Insecta; Thysanoptera; Thripidae
Gene: Amacr
Product: alpha-methylacyl-CoA racemase
Exons: 5
Coding region: 130-1299 (389 amino acids)
Biological process (GO): bile acid metabolic process
Cellular component (GO): mitochondrion
Molecular function (GO): alpha-methylacyl-CoA racemase activity
Source: RefSeq, a predicted model, not a curated record
UAUCCAAAUUCUCAACGUGCCCUGUACAGCCCUCUGCCUACUUCACGGUUGGACUCCUUGCACGCAAGACCGAAACAAAAUAGCUCGAGUUCGUACAGAUCCUACCUCUUCUCGGCUCGGACAGCAGACAUGGCACUGAAGGGCGUCCGCGUGCUGGAACUGGCGGGGCUCGCUCCGGCGCCGUUCUGCGGUAUGCUGCUGGCCGACUUCGGCGCCACCGUCACCAAGAUAGACGCCAUGAAUAAGGCGAGCGUGGAGGUCUUGGGGGCUGGUAAGGAGUCCAUCCGGCUCGACCUCAAGCACGACAAGGGCAAGGAGGUGUUUCGCAAACUGUGCGCCGCCAGCGAUGUCCUCAUUGAGCCCUUCAGAGCAGGCACGAUGGAGCGUCUGGGUCUGGGUCCAGACGACAUACUGACCAUCAACCCUCGCCUGAUAUACGCCCGUCUCACCGGCUUCGGUCAGUCCGGGUCCUGGGCGAAGAGCGCGGGCCACGACAUCAACUACGUCGCCCUCUCAGGCGUGCUGUCGUUGCUGGGCCGCGCCGACCAGCCACCCACACCACCCCUCAACUUGUUGGCGGACUUCGCGGGCGGCGGCCUGGCCUGCGCCAUGGGCGUCCUGCUGGCGCUGGUGGAGCGCGCCUCAUCCGGCCGCGGCCAAGUGGUGGACGCCGCCAUGACGGAGGGCGUGGCGUACCUGGCCAGCUGGGUGGGCCGCUCGCGGGGCGUGCUGCCCCUGUGGGACGCCGAGCGCGGCCGCAACUGGCUCGACUCCGGCGCGCACUUCUACGACACAUACGAGACCCGCGACGGCAGGCACAUGGCCGUGGGCGCCAUCGAGCCCCAGUUCUACGCCGAGCUCCUAGACAAGAUGGGCCUCGAGGAGGAGGCCGUCCCCCAGCACGGCGACUGGCCCGCAGCCCGGCAAGUGCUCGCCGAGCGCUUCAGGGAGCGCACGCAGGCAGAGUGGUGCUCCGUGUUUGACGGCUCCGACGCGUGUGUCACGCCCGUGUUGACCCUGGAGGAGGCGGCGCGCCACCCGCACAACGUGGCUCGAGGCGCGUUCCUGCGCCCCGGGGAAGGCCACGGCGGCCCCACGGUGCCGCAGCCCGCCCCCAAGCUCAGCCGCACCCCGGGCGUCUCGCGCGCCGCGGGCUCCCCCGCGGACGGCUACGUUCCCGGCAAGGACACGCGCCGCGUCCUGCGCGAGCUGGGCUACUCAGACGCACAGGUGCAGCGGCUGCUCGACGAAGGAGUCGCUGGGGUAGACGAGAUCGGCGACCUUCAAGCAAAGCUGUAGAGCCAGGAGGGUUGGGCAGUAGUAAUACGGACUGUAUUACUACUUUGGGCAUGUCCGACUAAUCGACCAUUUCGUUGCAUGUUAAGGAAAAUAAUUAGACACCUUUUCUAAUUUUUAUUUUAAAACUUCGAUUUGUGACAUACAUUUUUAAUCCUCUUUUUCUUUUAAUGUGGGGAUUGGAAGCUUUCCAAUAUAAAUAAUGGCUGUGAAAUAAGACUGAAAACACCUCAAGAUUCGUUUUUUUUUUUUUUUUAAUGCUGUGAAAGACCCAGUGACUCUUGUUACUACAUGUUGAUGAUUAUUAAAAAUUGGCCUCAUGGUCCUGGAAGUA